This is a messenger RNA of Schizosaccharomyces japonicus yFS275, 1281 nucleotides long. Its product is annotated as DNA replication factor C complex subunit Rfc4. Bases 16 to 1050 code for a protein of 344 amino acids. NCBI's taxonomy places the organism in Eukaryota, Fungi, Ascomycota, Schizosaccharomycetes, Schizosaccharomycetales, Schizosaccharomycetaceae. Gene Ontology annotation, cellular component: nucleus; Elg1 RFC-like complex; DNA replication factor C complex. The transcript has 3 exons. Gene Ontology annotation, biological process: leading strand elongation; DNA-templated DNA replication; sister chromatid cohesion. Gene Ontology annotation, molecular function: ATP binding; DNA binding; DNA clamp loader activity. The record is from RefSeq and is a predicted model, not a curated record.
ACCAAACAAGGCAAAAUGCAGGGCGCUGGUUCUUCCGCUUCGACGGGUUACACGGGCCAGAAGGUCGCUACUACAUACGAAUUACCAUGGGUCGAAAAGUACCGACCGGUAGUGCUAGAUGACAUUGUUGGAAACGAGGAUACCAUAGCACGAUUAAAGGUUAUUGCUCGAGAUGGAAACAUGCCCCACAUGAUCAUUUCUGGAAUGCCGGGAAUCGGAAAAACAACUUCGGUGCUGUGUCUUGCUCACCAAUUGCUUGGUUCGGCUUAUCGGGAGGGUGUAUUGGAACUGAAUGCCUCUGAUGAACGCGGUAUCGACGUUGUUCGUAAUAAAAUUAAGGGCUUUGCCCAGAAAAAAGUGAACCUUCCUCCUGGACGGCACAAAAUUGUUAUUCUCGACGAAGCAGACAGUAUGACGGCUGGUGCACAACAGGCUCUGAGACGCACGAUGGAAAUUUAUUCCAAUACUACGCGUUUCGCACUCGCUUGCAAUCAGUCAAACAAAAUUAUUGAGCCCAUUCAAUCUCGAUGCGCCAUUUUACGUUAUUCUCGACUGAAUGAGCAACAAAUACAAAAACGACUUUCGGAGAUCUGCAAGGCAGAGUCCGUGUCGAUAACUGAUGAUGGUAUGGCAGCUCUGAUUAUGACAGCUGAGGGCGAUAUGAGACAAGCAAUCAACAAUCUCCAGAGUACAGUUGCGGGUUUUGACCUCGUGAACAGCGAAAACGUGUUCAAGGUGGCCGAUCAGCCCUCACCCGUUGCCGUGUUGGAUAUGAUCCGUCACUGCAUGCAUGGUGACAUCGACAAAGCACUUGAACGUCUCAAGGGUAUUUGGGGACUAGGCUUCAGUCCCGUGGAUAUCAUCACAACGAUGUUCCGCGUGGUAAAGACAAUGAAUGAGGUUCCCGAAUACUCACGGCUCGAAAUGCUUCGUGAAAUCGGAAGCGCUCAUAUGAUCGUUCUCGAAGGCGUGCAAACAUAUCUGCAACUGAGUGCUCUUAUUGCUCGACUUGCAAAAGCACACCUGAAGCCCGAACUGUUCGUUAUUUAAAAGUAAUAUGUGCAAUUUAUCUCCGCAACCAAAUCUCUUUACCGAAGUUACGAUGCUACGCAAUUCGAAAACACAAAAAUAAAAGUUCCCAUCCAGUUCCACUAGUACUCCUUUGACCAAAAUAAAUCCCAGGAUGCGAAGAAUGCGACCACGCCUGAAACGAGUAGAGUGUAGUAGUAGACGGUCUGUUUUUUCAACGGCAAGUAACCAAAGAAGCGUGGGAGACCCAUG